Dichomitus squalens LYAD-421 SS1 is the source of this 1095-nucleotide messenger RNA. RefSeq lists its product as uncharacterized. The record is from RefSeq and is a predicted model, not a curated record. The coding region runs from base 1 to 1095 and encodes 364 amino acids. NCBI's taxonomy places the organism in Eukaryota, Fungi, Basidiomycota, Agaricomycetes, Polyporales, Polyporaceae. The transcript has 12 exons.
AUGGCAGACCAGGGAGACCUUGACUACGCUGGCGUAGUUCAAGUGUUUGACAAUUUUUUGACCGGGAACUAUCUCAGUGCAGCAGCCAUGGCGUUUCUUGCUUUUGACUGGAUAAUCGGUCUUCCUCGGGAAAUCCAGCUCUUUUGGGGAAAUGCAUCCGUCGGCGCAACCUCUCUCUACGCUGGAGCGAGAUAUCUGACGUUGUUUUGCAACUUAAUCUACACUUUGGAGGUCUUCGAGAUGUCAACCGAGCGGUCAGUGUGGGGCGAGCCCUAUCCCGUAUAUUCUCUGAUAGCAGAUCGUAUCUUCAGGUGUACGCGACUCGUCUGGACGAGCUUCGUUGUGGGAUUCUUAGCGAUUAUCCCGCUACUCGCUCUUGCCGUGCUCCGUGUAUAUGCACUUACGCAGCGCAGGCUACUUGCGGCGUUCAUUUUCUGGUUACUGUUCAUUCCCCUCGGAGCCUCUAUUGUCCCGUACACUUACAACGCCCAAGGCGUAGUUGAUUCUAUCUUCGGAUGCUUUGAAGCGGACUUUACACCAGUCGCACUGUUCCAAAAGUGGAUGUGGGUACCCCGAAUGACUCUGUUCGUUAUUCUCACCAGCAUGCCCCUUACUUACUCGUCCGCUCCCCGGAGGCGUAAGCUCAUAGAGACCCUCAAGGAUAACGGGAGGACGAUGGCUAGCAUCAUUCUCUACAAUGGAUUGAUCUACUUCGUAGCCCUUGUGGUCGUUGACACUCUACACCUCGUUCUUUCGGUGCUUUCUGUCGAGGACCUUGGUGGUGCUAGCGUCAUAAUCGAACUCCGCAAUCCGAUAGCAUCGGUCCUCGUCUCCCACUUCCUCCUCGACCUGCAGGAAGCGCACAAGCGGAGCGUCCUGCUCGACUCUCAUCAACUCGUAUCUAGUGGAUCUAGCGCCGCCGACAGUGGCACAAUUAGCUUCGCAAGGACAACAAGUCUUUUCUCUGCAACUAUCGAUCACAAUCUUCCUGGUAUCUACGACUCCCAAGGCAUUCUGGGUCCCGAGGACGAGGCUAUACUUGUCAUCGGCGGCCCGGAAGCUGAUGACGUCUACUGGCAUUCCGACAAGGUUUGA